Messenger RNA from Saxophila tyrrhenica, 1221 nucleotides. RefSeq lists its product as uncharacterized. The transcript has 2 exons. Gene Ontology annotation, molecular function: dephospho-CoA kinase activity. The coding region runs from base 1 to 1221 and encodes 406 amino acids. NCBI's taxonomy places the organism in Eukaryota, Fungi, Ascomycota, Dothideomycetes, Mycosphaerellales, Extremaceae. The record is from RefSeq and is a predicted model, not a curated record. Gene Ontology annotation, biological process: coenzyme A biosynthetic process.
AUGGCCUCCAAGGACCCAUCACCUUUCCUGCUACUCCUCCCACCGGCUCCCUCACCUCCAAAUGCGCCGGCACUGAAAGCCGCCUUCGGGGACACCCUCAGUCAAGUACUGAAAGAAGUUGCCUCCCACUCCUCGGAGUCAUCCAAAGCAGCAGUCCUCGAGAUCGCCUUAGCUUGCCCUCACCUUGUCAACCAGGCCCAGACGCCCCGAGCGGAUCUUUACGAUGAGACGCAGACACUGCUGGCAGCUGUCUACAAGCUGAUAUGCACUAUCGCGGCCAAGGAACAUGUUAACAUCGAAGACCAGGAUGGGGUUGACGUUCGCGUCUUGCUGAUUGCCUGGUCGCCGGACAUUUCGAAUGAAGACCUACUAAAGACGCAAGAAGGAGCACCGUAUGGCCCCGUCAUUGGAAUGUUGAAUCUGGCACGGUCACAGAGAUCCUGGCAGUACGCUUUCGGCGUCGAGUCAGAAUCAGGCGAGAAGAUGGUGCAAGCAUUCGUCGCCGCAAAAGGCAGCGGCGAGUCCUUCGACAGAGUCCGGAGUGGCCCAGUCCUCAUCAACGACUCGAACCGCUCGAGCAAUCAGAGCGCCGGCAACGAGACCUCAACAUCCUCCACCACCGAAUCUCACAUCAAACACUCCCACGUCGCCGUAGGCGGCACCUUUGACCACAUCCACCUCGGCCACAAGCUCCUCCUAACCAUGACCAUCUUCGCGUGCGAUCAGCUCCGCCUGGGAACCGCCGAGCAGCAAACCGCCACCAUCGGCAUCACAGGCGACCAACUGCUCGUGAACAAGAAAUACGCCGAAGUGCUCGAAGCAUGGGACUCCCGCUUCGAAUCCGUCAUGGCUUUCGUCAACGCGCUCGUGGAUUUCCAGACACCCGGUUCCUUCGCGCAGAGACAGCUGUUCAAGCGAAACGAUCCCGGUCCGAAUGGGAAGGUCUGGGGAACGGCGUAUCCGGUGGAGUUUGUGGUGAAGUGCACGGAGAUUCAGGAUCCGUUCGGCCCGACGAUUACGGAGGAGCAGAUUUCGGCGCUGGUGAUUUCGGCGGAGACGAGGAAGGGAGGGGAUGCGGUGAAUGAGAAGAGGAAGGAGAAGGGGUGGGCGCCGUUGGAGGUUUUUGAGGUGGAUGUGCUGGAUGCGGAGGAGGGAGGGGAGGUGCAGGAGGGGUUUGAGAUCACCCUGACGGCUGGAUACGUUGGAACGAUGGGCGCUUGA